AUGGAUGGCGGAGCAGCUGCGGGUGGGGACUGCGCUCCACGGGAGAAUGGCAUGACAGCCACCAGUGGAGCGGCACCAGCUGCCCGUCUGCUCGCAGCAAAGCGAAAAUCCACCAAGACCGCUCAGCCGGCAGCUGUCGCUUCUCGCCCUCCCACAGUUCCCAGUGGUGCUUCCAAGGCGUUCAACAAUGGCCCAGCUAAGAAGCCGAACGUCUCUCAGACCAAGCCCCUGACCCCUAAGAACACCGGCGUUAGCAACACAUCUGGGAGAGCGGCUGUGAAAAAGGCAGCAGGGGAGAAACCCAGUGGAGUGAAGGCUUUGGAAAAACUGGUCCCGAACAAGGAAGGACAACAAAAAACUGCAAAAGGAACAUCGCAGCUUGCAGUCUGGACAUCUAUUUGUUCUUUUUCCCUAGCCCCAAAGUCAACUACCACAAAGUCCAAGAAAGCUGAACAGCCUAAGCCUACCAGGACUUGGUUGCCGGGGACUAAGAAUGCAACUUCUUCAUCCGUCCUUAGCAGAGCGCUGGUCAAUGACAAAGGCAAACCUAAGCAGACAUUGCCACCUGCUGGUCAGUCGGCAGUGGUGCAGCAGCAGAAAAGCACCCUGGCCACCCAAAGAGAUCCUACCAGAGCCACCACCGCUCCCAAGGCCAAGCUUCCAAGCACCAACCCUGCCGUGAAAAAGUUACCUGCUGCCAAACCUCCCAAGCUUGCAAAUUCCAAAUUGCAAUCCGAGCCCAGCCUUGGACAGAAGUACGCGAUCGGGCCAACGAACGCCAGGCUUGUGGAGAAGAAGCUUUCAGAGGCACCGAAGCCCAGAACGCCUAUCAGGGCAACUGCUGGGAGUACCCGUCCGGCAACACCACACAGAGCCCCUGUGCCCAAGGUGGUGGCUGCAGGGAGCAGUCCGGGCAAGAAACUUCUGAAGAAAGAUGGCCUUCCAAGCCAAGAGCAAGCUGCUACUCCCAAAAAGCUUCAGAAGGCAACUGAUGAAUGGAAUGCCAAGCCGGCCAUUGGUGAAAAAGAAAGUGCGCCCAUCGAGGAUGGAAGGCCUAUGGAACUGGUGCCUACGACAGAGGUAGAGGCCGGUGCCCGGCUUCUCUUGAAUGAACCUGUUGCCAGCAGACUAGAAGCUCAAGAGACAGAGCGAAGCGUACCAACGGACGAGGGAGGGAGGGAGGAGGAGGCUGGGUGUCUGGGCGUUGCGGUUCCCCAAGUGUCAACUCCAGUACUGGAAGAAGCAGCUCUUGUCUUUUCUAGUCCGCAAGAUGUGGAGGUCUCUUCUCCCAGCGGAAGGCCUGACUUGCCUGUCUCUGAGAUCUCAGAGCUGCCGGAAGAAGCACCGAAUUCGCACGCAGACCCACUCUGCCAACUAUCUUCUCCUACUCGCUCGGCACUUGGUCCCCAGACCCCACCAUCAGAACCUGUGUAUCCUAGUGGGGAAGGCACAGACUUCCGGGACUUGAAGGAACAAGCACUUCCACGCUCAGAUACUCCCGUGACCGCUGAGCUGCUGUACCCAUUGCUUGAACCUGCCUUGUCUUGUGAAGAUGUCUGUCACCUAUCGACAUCCUCCCUAGACGAAGACUCCCAGAUACUGGUUAAAGAGGAGGCCACUGUGCCAAGUUGUGUCAGUGGACUUCCUUCUCCUUGCUCCUUGGUUGGGUUUGCUGAAGAGGUCCAACCUGUGAAGCUGCCAGGGCUGAUGGCAGGGAUGCAGGAGGAGUCUGCCUUUCAGGUGGAACAGUCCCCCUCAGGCAGCCAGGUAGAUUCUCCUUUGGGAAUUACGGUUGAGCCUCAGAGAGCGGAGGAUGGGGAAGGACAUUAUGUCUUUGGCCAAGUGGCUGAGGCAGCCGCCCGGCCUCAUAGUGAAGAGGAGUGGCAGAGGGGGGUGUCUCCUGUGGAGGUGGAGGAUGAGAGAUUAAGGAUGAGCCCGCUAGACUUUGAAGUGAAGUUAUCUUUGAGUACUGAAGGUGCUCAGGGGUUAGCCACUCCCCCUCAGGCAGAAGAGCCUAACCGAGCUGUCGUUCGUGCUGAAGACGAGCUGGGGGAAGCCCUACCUAUAGGAGACCAUCCAGGCACCGGGAAGGCUGUUCUGGACCAGCCCCCUCUCCCUUUGCCUGCCGACGCUGGGGUCUUGCUCCCUGCUGAGUUAAUGGGAGAUGCUGAUGCAGGCCGUGGUGAUGCGUCCGGCCCUGUGGGAGAACAUUCUUGCGUUGGAGGCCCUGGGGGGGAUGCCAUGGCUGAAGUGUGUCUCAGCAGCCAGAAACAAGAGGAUGCACCCAAGUGCAAAGACCUCGAUCUUUUGGCCCGUCUCGUGGGAGAGAUGUCGCCCGGUGGUGGCCUUGGCCAGGUGUUGAUGCCCAAACCUCAGACUCUGCCCUUGAAGAGCCUAGAGCUCUUGCAGGAGCCCCCCACCCGGCUCCCCGAAGCCCCGGAGCCGCUGUCGAGCGACGCAGCGCUGAAGGGCCACUCCCCCGAAAGAGGGGGCUCCUCCUCCAAGUCCAGCACCUUGAGCGGCCCCGAUCUGGCUGGCAAGAGCAGCAGCGAGACCAGCACACCCGAGGAGCUGCGGGACUACGACAGCAGCUCGGGAGUGGAGUCCAGGUCCGACGAGAAGCUGGAGCAGACCUGCCACCAGCUGCUCAUCCCCCUGGAGGACCUGCCGGGCGAGCUGGACCUGGGCAUCCACAUGGAGAAAGGGGACGAUGAGGCCGAGACCCUGCCGGCCGAUGAGAUCCUCGGCGACCCGCCCACCGAGCCGACAGUGUCCUCAGAGGAAGAAGGGGAGCUGGACGCGGACCUCCUGAAGGACCCGGGCUUCGCGGAAACGGUGUGCCUGUCCCGGUCUCCGCCUGGCAAGCCCUCCUUGCCCCACUCGGUGGAGGAGUCCGACGAGCUGGGCUCCGGCGACGCCGGCACAGAGACCCCGGCUUCGACCAAUUCGGCGGCCUCUUGCGACGUCUUCGGUGCCUUCCACCUCCACUCUACUGACAGUUGCGGCAAGAGCCCCGGCCUUUCUUCCCUGGAGAGUGAGGAGCAUUCCACGGAGGGCAGCAAGGAACCUCUCCCGAAAGAGUCCCAUAGCAAGACUCCUGUGGAUUGGGAGCACCCGGCGCCAGCCACACCGGCUUCCCUGAAGGGCAGAGGGCAGGACGAAGAGUCAGGCCUGCCUUUGACUGCCCCUCAUAACCUGGCUGCAGGUGACAAUGGGGCAGGUUUGCCCUUCCCCUGGGGACCAUGUCCAUCAGAGAUCCUCUCCACUAUCUACGAGGUAGAGAGUGGUGCUGAGACGCCCGGCCUGGACGAAGAGGAUGGGAGUCGCUGCUCGUGCGCCGCCUCUCAGGAGCAGGGCCUUCACCUAGGAAGCAUCCAGGCUACGGUUGUGCAGCAGCUGAUCAGCCGGACGCUGCUUUUCUCAGCAGAGGCACCCUCGGGUGCCAUUGGUGGGAAGGGGCCCGUGAGCACCGACGCCGAGAUUAGCAAAUGGACAGAACUGAUCUCCCCUCUGGAUGAAUCACGGGCCAGCAUCACCUCAGUGACGAGCUUCUCCCCCGAGGACAUGUCAUCCCCCCACGGGGACUGGACUGUGGUAGAGGUAGAGACCUUUCACUGACUUCUCCCUGAAUUUAAUCUUGUGGCCAUUUUGUUUU
Molecule: messenger RNA, 3655 nt
Organism: Euleptes europaea (tarantolino)
Lineage: Eukaryota; Metazoa; Chordata; Lepidosauria; Squamata; Sphaerodactylidae
Gene: PRR36
Product: proline rich 36
Exons: 5
Coding region: 1-3618 (1205 amino acids)
Source: RefSeq, a predicted model, not a curated record